Molecule: messenger RNA, 1957 nt
Organism: Cokeromyces recurvatus
Lineage: Eukaryota; Fungi; Mucoromycota; Mucoromycetes; Mucorales; Mucoraceae
Exons: 5
Coding region: 100-1947 (615 amino acids)
Source: RefSeq, a predicted model, not a curated record
AUAUUAUAUAUUUGGUUUAUUCACCUUAAAAAUAAUUUACUUUAACUCCUAAAAUCAACUCGUUAAAACAUCAUUUUAAUUUAUCAAAAGACGUCACGAAUGAUUGUCAAAAGUAAUGAAAUACCUAACAUUAAAGUUCCCAAUUUGAAAUCCAAUGAUUUAUCAUAUACAAAAAAUAAAAAUGACAAAAAAGAAGAUAAUGGUUUAACGUUAACAAAUGAGAAUUCACAAGAACUGAACAUAAAAAGAAUGGAUUAUUCUUUAGACAUUAGCUGUCAUCCAACCACACCGAUUUUUGAAGAUGAUGAAGUUCAUAGACAAGGAUAUUUAAAAACUGUAUUAGAAAACAAUUCUCGUGAAAGAAAAUAUUCGUUUAGUGAACAUUGUUCAUCACAAGAAAUGAAUUCAUUUAAUGCUCUAUGUCCUCCUUCACGUUCCUUUAAAGCACAUAGGCUUUCAAAAAACACAAUGGAUGCUUCAACUUCUCUAUUUUUGUCAUCAAAGAAAGAGAGAAAAGCAUUAUCUAUGAUUGAUGGUUGUUCAAAAGAUAAUAAUAACAAUAAUCAUAGUGCUGUUAGCCCAAGAUUUAUGGUGUUAAGGAAAUUAAGUGAAGUUUCUACUCUACCAUCAAAUUCUUUAUCAUAUUCACUUGCACCGCAUACAUCACAUGAGCGAGAUGAAGAGAAUAGAUUAACAAUUCAAGAAGAAAAUGAAGAUGUGAAUAGUAAACGUAUUGAAUAUGGACUACUUCAUAAAAUGGACGAUCUUAUGAAAGCACAUCUUGCCCAGAUUACUUGGAAAAUAUCAGAAAGUCAUUUGGAUGCGCGUCGAAUUUGGGAAGAGCAAAGAAAGGAGAUGAUAAGCUUUACUGAAACUAUCACGGAACGACUGAUAGAAACACAAGCAGAUAUUCAAAGAAACUUUAUGUUGGAAUCCACUCAUUCUCCUUCACUUUGUUCCUCAACCAAGAGCGUUACUUUAGAAGAAAGUAAUAUGUUUAUUCUAGAAAAUGGAUCAAAUUUGUCUAAAACAAAGCAUGAUCAAGUUCGACAACCGUUAUUUGACUUGGAACAUAAGCAACAUAAUAUAGAAGAACAGAUCACCAAGCCAAGUGAUCAAGCUAAUAAAAUCAUGUCUCUUGAAAUUCAAAAUAAACAAUUAAAAAAGCAGUUAAAAGAACUAAGUAAAAGGACAUGUACUUAUGAAGAAAUAAUAAAAAAGCAAAAUAUUGAAUUAAAACAACUUGGAUGCAAGCAUAUAGAUACAGAAUCACUUAUCCAUAGUAACAAACAAGAAAAGGAUCAUCAUUCAACAGCAAAAAAUAUUACAAAUUGUCAUCAUCAUGAUUCCACUGUUGAUAAUCAAAAAUCACAAUCUAUUAGUAAUUGGGCUGAUAUGAUGGAAUCAGAGGAUGAAAUAAAGAAAAUAACCGAGGAAUGGGCAGAAAAAUACGAAGAAUUACAAUCUAAAUAUUUUAAUCUUCGCUUAAAAUUAGAGUCGUCGUCGGAUGAUAAAAUUAAAAUCUAUAAUUUAAAUCAAUCAAUGACUGAAAAAGACGAAGAAAUUCGUCAAUUGAAACAGGCAAUAAGUGUCAAUAGAAUUCAGUUAGAAUAUUUACAGUUGGAAAUUAAUAAAUAUCAAAAGAUGAUGACGAAUAAAGUAACAAUACAAGCAGAUCAAAAUUACCCAGCAAAGCAAAAGAAAAACACUCUUGACACUGCUACUUCUAAUCUGUCAACAGAACCGGCUUAUGUUGUAUCAAAUGGAUUUUUAUCAUUUACAACCGAGAUUAACGGUCGCCCCUUUAAAUAUAUUGUGAAGAUCCCAAAUGGCAACCAACUUCCCAAAAAGGAAACUUUUAACAAACCUAAUAGUAUUAAGGAUGAUUGUAUUAUGUUAAAUAAUUCAUGGAAGAAUAAUACCAAAUAUGUAAAAACAAGGAAAUAAUAUUCCCACC